This is a messenger RNA of Arthroderma uncinatum, 1347 nucleotides long. RefSeq lists its product as uncharacterized. Bases 1 to 1347 code for a protein of 448 amino acids. Gene Ontology annotation, molecular function: protein binding. NCBI's taxonomy places the organism in Eukaryota, Fungi, Ascomycota, Eurotiomycetes, Onygenales, Arthrodermataceae. The record is from RefSeq and is a predicted model, not a curated record. The transcript has 3 exons.
AUGGAAACUAUCCCGCAGGAGCUAUUUUUGUCCAUCCUCGAGUAUAUCGAAGUAAAUCCAAAACGUUUCAUGAAAUAUGUGACUGUCUCCAGACGUUGGCAGCGUGCCAUUGAACGGUUCUACUUCAACAGAAUCCGCGUUAACGAAUCUGAGCUUUCAUCCUUUGCAGAGCUCUUUCGGGAAACAGAGUCACAUCGGAAAUCCCUUGUUAAGCAGCUCUUUUUAAAGAUCCAUCUACCAGCGUAUGAUGGAGAUAACUACCAUCAGCAUAAGGAGGUCAAUAACCAAAUAUUCUCUACCACCAUCCUUAAGCUCUUCCAGGUGCUCGAAACGUUCGAUGGGGAUGAAGACGUCAAGAGAAAUCGCAGAAAGGGCGAUGGGUUACAGCUAACUAUAACCUAUAUAAAGUCGCCGUGCGAUGACUUCGAUGGAGAUGAUGCCAUAAAACUCCGAGGAACAUAUAUCCAGCUACUAAACCAUCAAAAGCUACCUACCCUAUCAUGUGUAUCCACAUUCUUUUCUGGUUGCCACGACUAUACUCGCAUGCUUGACCCAGCAUCCGGAAUUCUUAUUGCAGGCAAGCUUAAAAAUCUAAAACGUUGCACCACUGAUUACUACGAUCGCCGAGAAUGCAUCAAUAAUGAGACCCGGAAGAUAAUUCGUCCUGCGUUUGCAAAUGCCCUUUCCUUAUAUACUCAAUCCUUAGGAGCAUUCGAUCUCAGAAUGGAGUUCUCCUGUCCACUUGACGACGCAAGUUCCCCCCCAAAUUACGCUUUACCUUCCUCGCGCGUGGAUCCAAUGAACCUUGCCCUGGACGCCCCAGUACCAUUUUGGCCAAACAUGAGGGAUAUAUACGUUUGGGUUGCGCCAACUACACCAGAUGGAGACUGGUACUUCAUGGGUGACCCGAACAUUGCGUCUCACCCCGAAUUUAUAGGGGCCACGCGCGCAGACGACCAGACAUUACGAGGAACCGAAGACACCUGCAACUUCUUCCGUAUCAUUCCAAUACCAGAAAGGAUGAACCCUCUUCUAAUUGCUAUGGCACGUGCUGUCCGUUAUGCGCCUUCUAUCGAGGCGGUUGGCGUGCGUUUUGUAGAAGCGGAGUUAUCUCCUAAAUACGUGAAGACCAAGGGUUCAAAACGGCAAUUUGGCAUUUUUUAUUGUGCGCCUGGCACUGAACCGCCUUUCGGUAGUGGUCUUUCAGUAAUCAGGAGACCUAGCUUAAUAUGCGAUGUACAAGACUGGCGCCUUGAUGAGGAUAUCGAGAAGUAUUGGAUGGAGGCUUUAGGCCCGGACGGGUCGAUAGUUUAUGUUAACUGCGUACCCUACUGUCCACCCCCUUAG